CCGCUCCGGAGCGGGCAGAGCCCUCGCCAUGGAUCCCGGUGUGAGCCUCGACCUGCAGCCCCGCGACGGCGGCAAGAUGGGGCAGGGCGCCUCGGCUCCCCCGUACUCCUACCCCUACACCGGCCUCGGGCAGAGCGGCCCCGGGCAGAGCGGCCCCGGGGAGGAGCCGCCCCGCGACUUCGUGCUCUGGUCGCUCUUCAACACCGUCUUCUGCAACGUCUGCUGCCUCGGCUUCAUGGCUCUGGUCUUCUCCUUCAAGGCCAGAGAUCGCAAAGUUCUGGGUGACGCCAAUGGAGCAGGAAGCUAUGGCAAGACUGCCAAGUGCCUGAACAUCGCGGUCCUGGUACUGAGCAUCUUGACAGUGAUUCUGAUCAUUGUCCUCGUGGCAACAGGAGCUGUGGCCGUCUCGCAAACAAUUCAACAGGGGAACCAAAACAAGAACAACUAUGGCUUUAACUAUGGCAACUAAACCACCCCUCAGGAUUCUCCCCAGCUGGAUGACUUCUCCGCAAGUUCCCUUACUCUGCUCUGCUUGCCUUUGUCCUGCUGUUUAAAUUGUCAAGGGCUGGAGUGCUCAGUUACUGAGUGGAUGAAGGGGCAGCGCUCUCCUGAUGCUCCAGUUGUUCUGGAGGGGUCACUAUAGUGACGGGGUGGGGUGGGGGGGGAGGUUUCUCACAUUGCUCUGUUUUCCCCAUCCCAAAAGCAGACUGCGUGGCUUUCAAAGCCCUCCGAGAUCCUGCAGUUUUUGAGGAGGGUCAAUGUUGUUCGUCUUGUGAUUAUUCAGAAUUUUCUCUUUAGAGAAUUAUUUUUGUAGAGCUCUUCUUGGCAGAAAUGUGUGGGGACUAUUUUCAAAUAAAUGUUUUUUUCCCUCUUGUAA
This is a messenger RNA of Caretta caretta (loggerhead turtle), 877 nucleotides long. Its product is annotated as dispanin subfamily A member 2b. Lineage: Eukaryota; Metazoa; Chordata; Testudines; Cheloniidae. The record is from RefSeq and is a predicted model, not a curated record. Gene Ontology annotation, cellular component: plasma membrane.